AAUAUUUUUUAAUCAUACCGACUUCUUUCUUUAGCCAACAAAUCCAAGAUCGUGAGAACGACUCACAGAGGCACAGGUGGAUCAGUGCCGACUUGUUUAUGCAAAUCGUGGCAUUAUUAUAAUAUUAUAACCGCAUCAGUAGGACCCACUCGCGGUUCCAUCAAUGGGCUGUCUUCUUCUCCUCAAGAAGAGGAGAGAUCUGAUUCUACUCACGCCUCUCACAGUUGUCAUCGCUCUUCUUCUUCUUCUCCGGGAACACAAUGAUGGACCUAACGAAGCUGAAGCCUCCACAGAUCACUUUUUACUGCUCGGCCUUCUCUGUCUUGAUCACGCUCCAUUUGACGAUACAGCUUGUGUCUCAGCAUCUCUUUCACUGGAAGAACCCCAAGGAACAGAAGGCGAUACUCGUCAUUGUUCUCAUGGCUCCUAUCUACGCUCUUGUUUCCUUUGUUGGUUUGUUAGAUGUCAAAGGAAGUGAAACCUUCUUCCUCUUUCUUGAAUCCAUCAAAGAAUGCUACGAAGCUCUCGUCAUUGCGAAGUUCUUGGCGUUGAUGUAUAGUUACUUGAACAUAUCUAUCAGCAAAAACAUUGUGCCUGAUGGAAUCAAAGGCAGAGAGAUUCACCAUUCUUUCCCAAUGACUCUCUUCCAGCCUCAUGUAGUCCGUCUGGAUCAUCGCACUCUGAAACUCUUGAAAUACUGGACAUGGCAGUUUGUGGUCAUCAGACCCGUGUGCUCUAUCUUGAUGAUUGCUUUACAAAUAGUCGGGUUUUAUCCGUCUUGGUUGAGCUGGACAUUCACUAUCGUUCUCAAUGUCUCGGUUUCUCUGGCCUUGUAUUCACUUGUGAUCUUCUACCAUGUGUUUGCUAAGGAGCUUGCUCCUCAUAACCCACUCGCAAAGUUCCUGUGCAUCAAAGGAAUCGUCUUCUUUUGCUUCUGGCAGGGAAUAGCACUAGACAUACUGGUGGCGAUGGGAGUGAUAAAAUCACACCAUUUCUGGUUGGAGGUGGAACAAAUCCAGGAAGCUAUUCAGAAUGUGUUGGUAUGUGUGGAGAUGGUUAUCUUUGCUGCGGUUCAGAAGCAUGCUUAUCAUGUUGGUCCUUAUAGCGGGGAGACCAAGAAGAAGCUCGAUAAAAAGACAGAAUGAUCUUGGCUUCAUCAGAGCCAUUUUGUAGCAAAUCCGUGGUGAUUUGAUUUGUAAUGGUAUGUUGAGGAGAUAUUAAAUCUCAAAGCUUUUGCUUUUAUGGUGAUGCCAUUCUUCUUUGUAGCAUAUAGUGUUUGGAGACUUGGAACUUUUGUGGAAAGAUACAAUAAUGUUGAGAUAUAAUACUACAAGAUGAAUUUUUUUUUG
Messenger RNA from Brassica napus (rape), 1349 nucleotides. Its product is annotated as transmembrane protein 184 homolog DDB_G0279555. Gene Ontology annotation, biological process: transport. Gene Ontology annotation, molecular function: transporter activity. The record is from RefSeq and is a predicted model, not a curated record. The transcript is spliced from 5 exons. Bases 261 to 1145 code for a protein of 294 amino acids. NCBI's taxonomy places the organism in Eukaryota, Viridiplantae, Streptophyta, Magnoliopsida, Brassicales, Brassicaceae.